Vollenhovia emeryi is the source of this 1245-nucleotide messenger RNA. RefSeq lists its product as uncharacterized. The record is from RefSeq and is a predicted model, not a curated record. The transcript has a single exon. Bases 1 to 1245 code for a protein of 414 amino acids. NCBI's taxonomy places the organism in Eukaryota, Metazoa, Arthropoda, Insecta, Hymenoptera, Formicidae.
AUGGCAGGUCGAAUUAAGUUAUUAAUUCAAAAGCGAACGUCGUUAAAAUCUCAAAUUACGGGUUUAACGAAUCUGGUUGAGAGAGGCAGUUACGAUAAGGCCGCGUUAAGAUUAAGGAUGGCCCGCAUAUCCGACUUGUAUCACGCGUACGAAGAAUUUAACGACGAGCUCGUACUAUUAGAUCCGAACGACACUCAUAAAGACGAAUUCACUAACGUACAGGAAAGAUUUUAUUCACUCGCAAGUAAAGUGGAAGAAAUAGUAAGUUCCACCGUGUCGACCGCGAGUACCGGUGUCAUUAGUAGCGCGUCGCAACCCAGCGGUUCUGAGACCACGGCGAUCGUAAAACGGCGAGUAAAAUUGCCGGAAGCAUCUCUACCGAAAUUCGACGGCCAAUACGAGAAUUGGCUGUCCUUCAAAAAUACUUUUAUCGCGAUGAUCGAUUCACAAACAGAUUUGAGCGAGGUAGAAAAAUUGCAAUAUUUGAAAUCGGCGUUAACGGGCGAGGCAGCUAAUAAAUUAAAGAUUCUAUCGAUCGAAGGCUCAAAUUAUCAAAAGGCAUGGGAACUGUUGAAACGCUCGUACGAAGUAAAGCGAAUAUUAAUUUCACGCCACCUUUCGUUGCUCUUGAACGCACCCGUUUUAGAAAAGGAGACAACCGACGGCUUGUCCAAGCUUGCCGGCGACGCGCAGCAACAUGUAGCAUCGUUAGCCGCGUUAGGAGUUAACGUGGGGUCCGAGAUACUUGUAAACGUACUAGAAAGCAAAUUACCUAAGAUCGUAGCGGAAAAAUGGGAGGAAUCUCUGGAUCGGGACGAAUUUCCGAAGAUCGACGAUCUAUACGAAUUUUUAUAUAGAACCGCAGUUCGUAUAUCUAAGCGUGUUCAUGCAGGAACGACCAAACAAGCCGAGGACAGAUCGACACCUCCCGGGAAAAAGGCGCGGACAUCCAAUAAGGCAUUUGUGGUUAACAUCGCGAAUAAUUGCCCAGUGUGUAAAAAUAAGCAACAUUCGUUAUUUAAGUGUAACAAUUUCAAGCAAUUAUCUGUGCCGAAGCGCAUCGAAUGCGUGAAAAACGCGAUGCUUUGUUAUAACUGCUUACGUUCACAUCGUGGUAAACUUUGCAAUUAUUCGCACUGUAGCAUUUGCCAAGGGCGACAUAAUACGCUUUUACAUCUUGAGAAAACCCAAGUCGCAUCCACGACAACGGACGCGACGGACGUCAAGGGGGUACAAGGCAAAUAA